Messenger RNA from Alternaria burnsii, 873 nucleotides. RefSeq lists its product as uncharacterized. Gene Ontology annotation, molecular function: oxidoreductase activity, acting on NAD(P)H, oxygen as acceptor. The coding region runs from base 1 to 873 and encodes 290 amino acids. The record is from RefSeq and is a predicted model, not a curated record. Gene Ontology annotation, cellular component: intracellular anatomical structure. The transcript has 3 exons. NCBI's taxonomy places the organism in Eukaryota, Fungi, Ascomycota, Dothideomycetes, Pleosporales, Pleosporaceae.
AUGGUCGAUAUCCUGCAUGAAUCAGUACUUGAUAUGUACUCCAUGAAGGGAAAAGUGACCGUGGUCACCGGUGGCGCUCGUGGCAUCGGAUUGGGACUUGCUGAAGCCGUUGCUGAGUUGGGCAGUGACGUCGCAUUGCUUGAUCUUUCUGCUCGACCGUCUGAGGAUUUAAAAGCUCUCGAAAAAAAGACUGGUACAAUGUGGGUGUAUUAUGAGACGGACGUAACAGACCGGGAAAGCCUGAAAGGGGCCAUGAAUGCUGUAGUGCGCACAUUUGGGCGUAUCGACAACUGUAUCUGUGCUGCGGGCAUUGCGGCUGACAUGCCAUUUUUUGAACAUGGAUGGGAUCAAUGCCAGAAUAUUCUGAACGUGAACGUAACUAUGAUUCUCCUUCAGACAGCUGUACAAAGUCCCAAAGUUGACAAUACACAGGUCAUGGGAACGUUCUUUGCUGCGCAAAUAGCCGCCGAACUCAUACGCGUCCAUGGUGAAGGUGGCUCUAUCCUUUUCUUGUCCUCGCAAACAGCUCACAGCACGACACCCAGAGAGCACACAAGCAUGUACGGCGCCUCCAAAGCUGCAGUGAAGUCGCUUGCUAUGCAUCUGGGUGUUGAGCUUGCACCAUACAAGAUCCGAGUCAACAGUCUCUCCCCAGGAUAUAUCGAGACGGAGAUGGGCCGUGCGGCAGCCGAGGCAAAUCCAGCAAUGAAAGAUGUGUUUGAGAAAGCGCCACCAUUGGGAAGACGUGGGCAGGUGAGUGAUCUGAUUGGUCCUGCAAUAUGGCUACUGAGCGAUGCGGGCGCCUGGACCACAGCUACGGACGUUCUGAUAACUGGAGGAUUGCAUGGUGGUAGCAUGCAUCUCAAAGUAUGA